This is a messenger RNA of Aaosphaeria arxii CBS 175.79, 896 nucleotides long. RefSeq lists its product as uncharacterized. The coding region runs from base 263 to 457 and encodes 64 amino acids. NCBI's taxonomy places the organism in Eukaryota, Fungi, Ascomycota, Dothideomycetes, Pleosporales. The record is from RefSeq and is a predicted model, not a curated record. The transcript has a single exon.
AGUCCUCCUCCCCCACCCUCCUCUCGAUGCUUCAAUGUCUUCAUAGUCCCUCCCCCCUUCUUCCUCUUCCUCUUCCCCUUGUUCGUGAUAGAAGACAGAGAGAGAAUGUAUGACAGCAUAUCCAUCCACUCCACCAGCCAUCUUCUUCCAUCUCCACUCCCUUUUUUCGAGGAGGGGGCGGUGUGGGUGUGUGUGUGUUGCCUUCUUGUUUCAUUGCUUUUUUUUUGUUUGAGCGUUGAGGGGGUUGUUGGGAUGGGAUGGGAUGGGAGGCGCGACAUGGGUGGUGUGGGGUAGGUUUGUUUGCUUUUUUUUUCUCCCUCAGGGAUGGGGUGGGAGGUUUUUGGUUCUGGGAUCGGGUGUGUGUAUGCAGCAUGAAGAUAAUGACGGGAGGGAGGGUGUUGCGAGGGCAUUUGGGGAGGGAGGGGUGGUACACGUUGUGUGGUGGGAUGUGAGAUGAACAGGGUGCGUUGCAGGUCGUUGCGUUGCAGGUAGGUAGGUAGGCGUUUCGAUGGGGGGUUUGUAUGGGACUUGGACUGGGACUGGGACUGUGGUAGGACGGUGUGUGUGUGUUUGUGUGUGUGUGUGUAGUUACACGGUUUCACGAAAGAGGAUGUUGGUGUUGGUGUUGGUAGGUAGUGGGGGAGUAGGGCUGGGCUGCUUGGGGGAUGUCAUCUAGUUGUCUUUUUUUUGCCCUGUUCCUUUUGCGUCUUGUGUGUUUGUAUGAGAUUGGCCGUAGGGUGGUGGUGGUGGUGGGUGUGAGUUGGUUCACACUACGAUGGGGCACCUCACGAUGAUGUAGAGCUGGAUGGAAAGGUCUAACUAGAAGAGACAUCACAGACAUGACAUGUUCAGCAAGGACGUGUGGGCUUUUUGUUUUGGAAAAGUUUUAAUGAAAU